GGCGUACCCCAUACCGGUUACAUACGUCGGAGCUCAGACAACCAGGAGAUUACCGCAUCCUUCUUGAACAACGACUAUGGCGACCUCGGCAAAGCCUCAGCAGUUGACGCCGUUCGGCGCCGCGCUUGCUGGUGCGCUUGGAGGGUGUUUCAGCAAUGCGAUUGUCUAUCCGCUAGAUGUUGCGAAGACUCGGAUACAAGCCGCCAACGAGGAAGACUCGAAAGACCAAGCUAAGCUAUCCAUGAAGGCCGUAUUGCUCCGUAUCUGGCAGGAGGAGGGGCUGGCAGGCUACUUCAGGGGUUUCGGAGCCACGAUGUUGAACACGUUCUCCAUGCAAUAUGCAUACUUCUUCUUCUACUCCAUCGUUCGAACAUCUUACCUCAAAAGACUCGCCGCGCGCUCCAAGUCCGGGAAGGCACCGGUCUUAUCUACAGCAGCGGAACUCGCCCUCGGCGCCAUCGCAGGCGCACUCGCCCAGGUAUUCACGAUACCCGUGGCUGUCAUCGCAACUCGACAGCAAAUCGGGCACUCGCUCGACAAACAGAUGAAGCGCAAGCGCGCAGAAGCUGGAGCGGCAGAGAAAGCGCUGGCCGGCGAGGGCAAAGCCUAUGCUCAGGCCGUUGACCCAGACGUUCCGCCCGUCGAGGUUCCGGGUCUUGCUGAGGGCGAGGGCGAGGACGAAGACUAUAGCGACUCCUUCCUUGAUGUUGCUCGCGAAAUUGUUCGCGAAGAAGGCGUUACCGGUCUUUGGCUUGGCCUGAAACCAGGUCUGGUCCUGACUGUUAACCCUGCCAUCACCUAUGGCAUGUUCGAGCGCUUGAAAAACGUGGUGUUGACAGCGAAAGGGCAGGGCGAGAACGCUAAACUCGGGCCGUCGUUAUCGUUCGUCGUAGGCGCACUAAGCAAGACGAUGGCCACUGUCGUCACAUAUCCCUACAUCAUGGCGAAAGUGCGGAUUCAAGCCCGCAGUGCCGAUGCAGAGGCUGCCCAGGAAGAGCACGCGUCCCUGCCGCAUCACAAUCGCCCGCAUCACCCGCACACUCCUGGCCAACAUGGCCACGUCGGCGCCCUCGACAUCUUGGUCCGCGUAUGGAGGCACCAGGGAAUCAAGGGUUGGUAUCAGGGUAUGAGCGCGCAGAUUACGAAGGCAGUGCUCUCUCAGGCUCUGCUGUUCAUGUCGAAAGACUUGUUCGAGCAGUACGCGCUCGCUAUCAUGCUUGUGCUCUACAAACUCAGGCGAUAGGCAUGUAUGCGUUGCGUGUCCGUGAAAGGCAAUCUUAGAUCCGUUUUGA
Messenger RNA from Punctularia strigosozonata HHB-11173 SS5, 1292 nucleotides. Its product is annotated as mitochondrial carrier. The coding region runs from base 77 to 1243 and encodes 388 amino acids. Lineage: Eukaryota; Fungi; Basidiomycota; Agaricomycetes; Corticiales; Punctulariaceae. The transcript is spliced from 6 exons. The record is from RefSeq and is a predicted model, not a curated record. Gene Ontology annotation, biological process: transmembrane transport.